This is a messenger RNA of Funneliformis geosporum, 183 nucleotides long. The record is from the annotation of a GenBank genome assembly. Lineage: Eukaryota; Fungi; Glomeromycota; Glomeromycetes; Glomerales; Glomeraceae.
UAUGCUGAGUACUUAAUUAAUCAAAGAAUUAUAACUGCAGAAAAUCAAAAUUCGUUAAUUCCUAUAGUUGAUGAAGGAAAAGCAGAAUAUAUAGAAAUUUUGAAUGAGAAUAUAUUGCAAAAACCUGAAAUUAUAAAAGAAUUUCAUAUUCUUAUAAAAACUUUAAAAAAAUUAAAAUAUUAG